AGAGGAGAGAUAGUGAGACAGUUAUGGCGAGCGAGAGCAGCCAGACCAGGAUGGUGGGCACCUUGGUGUGCCUGAUGGUGCUUCUGGUGCCAGGUUUGGCCCAGAACUUCACACAGCUCGCCCACGACUAUGCCCCCUACCUGCGCUUCGACCAAAAGGAGGGCGACAGUGAUCUCUGUUUCCCGCAAGACGCCGCCGAGUACUACGGGGCGCGGAUGGUCGGAGACUGGGGAAGGAAGUGCAACACAGACUACAACUCGCUGGUCAACGGUGACGUUCCCACCUACUGGCACGCCCAGACCUGCGGUUUCCACCUCCACAUAGCUUACUGGAACUUCUAUGGCUAUAACAACGACUGUGACUGCUGCUCCGGGGAGAGGAACGCCUGGUGGGAGUUUAUCGUCAUAAAGGUUCGUGAUUGGGAACUCCUGCCGCACCUACAUGAGGUGAGGUUUGGCCAGAAGUGGGGCUGGUACACGAGGAUUCCCGGUCACUACGAGACCUACGACACCACUCAUCCAGUGGCCUACGUGGGCAAGACCAACCACGGCACCUACCAUGACGACGGUGGUACUGGCACCUGCUGCUACUACGAGGACUUCCGCAACACUGGCAGCGCAAACAAGAACUUAAAGACGUGGAUGAACCUGGUGGAGCUGCAGGAGGAGGGCGGGGAGGACUGGAUGAGCGACCCCGGUACCGACUUGUGGAGUGGCAUCCACGCACCCACCUUCAGGAGUGACUGGGACCUAUGUAAUCUCACCGGCUGUACUGGAUCAAUAUUCCAGGUGUGUGAGACGUGUGGCUGCCACAAGUGUGAUAUUGGAGAAGGACCCUUCUAGUUCGUUCACUCCAUACCUGCCCCCCACACCAUUGUUCUUCCCUUCACACCUGUGUUCCUCCUGUGUCAGUCGCACCUGUGCCUCCCCCAGUUGUAUCCUCCACACCUACGAUUCUCUACACUAGCGACCCUCAACGCCUGUGAAUUGACGUCUAAAGCUAGGAUUCCAUUUACGCUGUAGCGGUAGCAGUAACGUUUGCGGCAAAAAUAGACCACAUUGAAAUGUACACGGUUGUUUCCAUUGCCACGGUUGCGUUAAGGAUAGCGUUAGCAUUAUGCGUUUGCGGUACAUGUCAAUCGCUCCCUGUAGCGAUUGAAAACGCAACAGCAUGGAAACAGACUAGGGAAUCCCACAGUUACGUCACUAUCCCUGUGUUUGCUUUCUUUACCCAGCAAAAUGCCUCUAGGAAAAAAAAAACAGUUUUCUGUCGAGGAGACUGAGAAGUUGAUUGAACUUGUGCGCCAACAUGAGUGUCUUUAUGAUGUAACUUCUGCACACCUACAAGGAUGUACAACUGGCCCAAACUACAGGAAGAGCAUCGCUGAUAUGGGAAGGGAAGAUUUGGAUGGUAUCAACACUCAUUCAAAUAGCCUACACACACACACCAUGCACGUUUAUUGUUACUGGUACUCCACCCAGUACCUUACAGACUUAAUAAAGCAUGUAUCCUUGUAUGAAAAACAAAUUAAGAUAUGACCAGGAAUAAUAGGUCAUUUAGUAUAGCCUAUAGAGGGGUGUGUUCCUUCCCACGCAUGGAUUUUCAGAUCUCCCCCCUGUAAGAGGAUCUGCACACACACGUUAGACAACUUAAUCAGUGUGAUAAUAUGAGCGUAAAGGCAGCUGUGAAAUUAAGAGACACCGAGGAAUAAUAGGUCACUCAGUAUAGCCUAGUAAGUGACAGAUGUAGUAUUAUAGAUUUUCAGACUUCUCCCCUUCACAAGGUUCUCCCACACAUCAGACAAUGUAUUUAGUAGUCAGUGUGACAAUAAGUCAAUCCAAUAAUUACCAAACAUUUUUAUUUCUUAUCACCUGAGUAUUGUAGGCUCCAUAUUUGGUCCUAUUCAGAAGCAAUCUAUGAACCCACCAUCUAUGUUUCCUUGUCCGUUUUUCCACGCAUCGUAGUUUCGAUGCACUGAGAGCCAUUUUCCCUGUCCUGUUCCCGCUAACAGAAAGACAGCUGCAUGCAAAUGGAAACGGGUGUCCGUUUUUCAGGGCAAUUUAACGCAAACGCAUAUAUGGAAUCCUAGCUUAAGUAUGUGGGUACUUCAACAGACCACUAAGGAGCGGGGAGAGGAGGGGUGAUGGGGUGAUGUGCCUUAACAUCUCAGAGUAUAACAGUUAUUAUAUUUAUACGAAUAUUUAAAGAGUAUACACUACAUCCAGCAGAAAAUGUGAACUUUUGCUUAGGACUACUUGAAAUUUUGUUUUUGUAGAUUUUUUUAUGCGUUUCAUAAGUAAAUUUAUAUUCUGAAGCGAUUUAAUAUGGACAAUAAUAAAACUGUUAAUUGUCCUGGAGUUUACUACGCAAUUCAAAUCACGAUUAUUUGGGCAAUAAUGAGUUUUUCAAAUCCAAAUUAAUGCUGUUGAAUUCACAGUUGAAACAGAGACAACAGACUGGAAAAAUGCUUGUGUAUAUCUUGUCAUUGUCAAUAUAAUAAUAAAUAAAGAAUAACUGAUAA
Homarus americanus (American lobster) is the source of this 2521-nucleotide messenger RNA. RefSeq lists its product as uncharacterized. The transcript is spliced from 7 exons. NCBI's taxonomy places the organism in Eukaryota, Metazoa, Arthropoda, Malacostraca, Decapoda, Nephropidae. Bases 24 to 842 code for a protein of 272 amino acids. The record is from RefSeq and is a predicted model, not a curated record.